Molecule: messenger RNA, 3303 nt
Organism: Plasmodium knowlesi strain H
Lineage: Eukaryota; Apicomplexa; Aconoidasida; Haemosporida; Plasmodiidae
Product: conserved Plasmodium protein, unknown function
Exons: 1
Coding region: 1-3303 (1100 amino acids)
Source: RefSeq, a predicted model, not a curated record
AUGCACGUGCAGAUUCUUCCAUUAGACGUACGAAAACGGACAAUGGAGAACAACGACAGUAAUCACACCAGUUACUACCAAAGUGUAACAUCGAAGAGCAACACCAUUAACAUUUUUUAUGAAGACAUAAAGCAGAAGAAAAAUGAAAAGCUAAAAUCUCAUGAGUGGAAAAAUGAGAAACAUAUAAGUGAAAAAAGGUCGAAAAAAGGAUACCAUUCGAAUCUUGCUUUUUUUCACCAUAAAAGGAAAAAUCUUGGUGAAAAAGAAAAUAGGCAGUUUAUAGAAAAUGAUAAGAUUGGUAACAGCUACCCCCAACGGGACUUAAAAAAAAAAAGUAACAAUCCGCAACAGAGUGGAAAAGGUAAUGCUAAUGUGGAUAAGUCGAAGGAGAGCUUGCUCAUAGGUGCAUCUGCGGGGGGCACUAACACAGACGGGAAGAACAAAUUAGGGCAGCAUGUGAGAAGCUCUAAUGGAAAUAGUGGGCCCUCUAAACAGGCACACCAGGGUGCUUAUGGCAAAGGUGACAGUCGAACCCUCCACGAGAGCAAUCAUAACAGUAACCACUUAGGCAACCACGGGGAGGGAGUGAGACUGACCAAAGAACUGCUGGAUGAUCUGAAUAAGAGAAACAAUAUUCUCGGUGAGGAUAGCGAAGAAGAGGGGGACCAUGACAACCAGAAUUUCCUGAUCUACGUGAAGAAAAGGAUUGAGCAGAAGAAGGAGGAGGAAAGGAGGGAGAAAAGGGCGGAGAGGAGCAGAAGGUUAGGAAGGAAGACCGGCGGGAGGAUACGCAGGAGAGUGAGCAGGAAGAUAACAGACGGCCAGACAGAUGGCCAUUGGGGGGAAGGCUACGUUGGGGAACCCGAGAGCAUCCCUCCCGGGCAUCCCAAAAGUGCAAACCAUAUAAAAAACCCCAGUGAUGGCACCUACGUGAACGAAAUUAUCGGGCAAUACGACACAGAAGAGAAUCCAAACGAGUAUCUGGAAAAUCCUCCGAAUGCAUCUGGUUACGGAGUAUCGCCCCCAAGUGGCGACUACAAUGAUGAUACCAAGGGGACAAGUAACGGGAACGGAGAGAAUUACAACCGGCUAGAAACAUACAAAACUAUCGAAGAUAGUAGCUCCCUGUUUAGUGAUGAAUCAACCAAGGCAUACGUCAAUAGGAAGAAUCAUGUUGAAUUUAAUAUGUGUGAAAAUCCUUGUGACAUUUGGUACGGGUUGAGAAAGAGGAAUGGUAAACGAAUUUUCAUUAGCAGUUUGGGUGUGAAUGGUAAAAAUAAUAAAAACAAAGGAAGGAAUAGCCGGAGCGGUAAUGCGAAGAAUGGUACUAGUAGGGGUGGUCACGUUUGGAGUGCCAAGGGGCGAAGCGACCUAAUGAGGAGCUCCAAGAGGAGUGGGAAUGUUGUUGGCGUCGUUAGCAGCGGCACUCUCAAUCUGACUGGCAUUGUUAAUGGAAAGAAUACGAAUAAUAAGAAGGACAAAUCCAAGAAUGUAGAAAGAUACUACAUAAGCAAGAAGAAAGCAAGCAACGGUACUUUGGCCAAGCUGAGUCGAGAGAAACCCAAGAGAAAAAAGAGCCCCAAGAGCAACAUCAGAUAUGUUAAGUACAGCGCUGAGUGGAGCUCCAGUUACUGCUCCAACGUAAUAAAUAGCAAUGAUGGAAACCUCUCUGACAACACCAUUGCGACAAUGCAUAUCGAUGGAAAUUGCAAAUAUAAUGAAGACAGCAACGAGUACAGAAGUGGCAAAGGUAAUAAUAAGCACACGUAUAACAACUCCGCUACUUAUAGCGGGAAUAGUAAGAAAGGGCAUAGGAAAAAUGGGAAAAGUAAUAUUUUACUGUUCAAUAAAAUAGAGGGGGGAAAUAAUUUUAUCAUUUCUCGUAAUGAUCAUCAUCAGCUAGCCAAAAAGUCUUCAAAAAAAAAAAGUAAAAAAAAUAUUAUGACCUGGUCAGGUAGAAAUAAUAAUUAUGAAAAAAAACACAGAGUGCAUUUUGCGCCGGCGAAGAGUGGUAACAAAAACAUUUAUUACGAUAACCAGGUUACCAAAAUUAGGAUUAAGGUGGGUGGAUCCCUGGGGCAUUUGAGUGAUGGUAUUGAUAAAGCUGCAGCUAAUACAAGACCUGUGACUGCUGUUAUCAGUCCUUCCGAUGCUGUCGCCAGUACUGGUCAUGGACUCGACCGGAAUGAUCACAGCGACGGAGCUAAUAACAAGGAAGACGAAGAAGUGGGCCGAAGAAGUCACACGCCAAUCGGGGGAAAAAACUGUAGCAUGGAUAUUAGUGCCGAUAACUGUGAGGGUGGUGACAGUUUUCCCCGGGAGGACAACGCAUACGUAGAUGACCCAAUGAAGGGAGAUAGUAACCAUUUAAAAACUCACUCUCAUUCGGUACAUAGCGGACUGAUUAAGAGGAAAGAAAAUAUCUCUAAUGAUACGAACGUAACACCAGAUAAUAAAUAUAAAACAUUAAAUGGAAGUAUCCCUUCCAUAGCCUGUUAUGCCUCCAUGCGACAAGACUAUAACGAAAAUAUUACACCUAGUUGUGAAAAAAAUUACAUCAAGUCAUCCUGUGCGAAUAACGGAGGUGAAUAUCGCGCUGAGGUAAAACCCAGUGUUGACAAUGUGUGCAGUGCAAGUCAACAUAAGGGAGUUGGGUUGCAAGGAUCACAUCAGAGCUGUAAAAAUGGAACGAAAAGAAUGAAUACACAUAAGAAGCACAAAAUAAAUAACCAUAGCAACCACACUUACAAUGUUGUAAGUUCGACAUGCAACCCGUCAGUGAGCAACAAAGAGUAUGAGGGAAACUACAUGUCUUAUGCGUUGGCCCCUGAUGGUGGCGCCCUGUCAACGACUCGCAUUGAAACAGGUGAGUACUAUGGAAGGAACAAGGGAAAGGAUUAUGUCGGCGCAUCCAACUUUUAUCACCAGCAUGGUGGAAAGAACGGGGGGUCCAAUUAUCACACCCAUGGGAACAUCCACAAACCAUUUGACAUCAUCAAGGAGGAGACAUUUAUCGUGACGGAGAGUAGAGAAAAAAUAAUUUCCCCGGACAUUACCUACACGGGUGAGCAAAACCGGAAAUACAAAAAUUACUACUACAACAAUGCCAAGUUUGACUUGUCUUAUGAAAUUGAAGAUGACGUGAGGAAGCGGAAGAAAAAAAAGUGGAGCGCCAACAACAGCGGCAACAAUGGAAACGGAAACUGCGGUCAUGGUGGCGCCCCCUUUGGUAACAAAUCUUUUAAGAGCGCCAGAGAGAGGGUACAGUCUUUACUAGCCAAGCGUAGGGGCGUGGACUUCUGA